Messenger RNA from Carassius auratus (goldfish), 9238 nucleotides. RefSeq names its product teneurin transmembrane protein 4 (gene tenm4). The record is from RefSeq and is a predicted model, not a curated record. Lineage: Eukaryota; Metazoa; Chordata; Actinopteri; Cypriniformes; Cyprinidae. Gene Ontology annotation, biological process: neuron development; signal transduction; heterophilic cell-cell adhesion. The transcript is spliced from 31 exons. The coding region runs from base 439 to 8988 and encodes 2849 amino acids. Gene Ontology annotation, molecular function: protein heterodimerization activity; cell adhesion molecule binding; protein homodimerization activity. Gene Ontology annotation, cellular component: neuron projection; membrane.
UGGUACGAGCCGACUGUGGAUGGUGGAAGCCGCUUGUCAUUCCUCGGCAUUCCCUCCAGCCUCCAGCCUGCUGCACUGCUCUCCACUGCAAGCGCGCACGGACUCAGCACUACAGCACACGGACGCUAUUCGCCCUCCAGCUCUCCGCAGUAAAACACACGGCUCGUCUUAUCCAUGCGCACUGUUCUCUCUCUCCUGCGCUCGCUCUCUUUCUCUCCUAUGCGGCGCCCUGGACAUUUUCCCUCCUGAUCAUUUUCCUAACGGGAGAUCAUGAUGAUGAGACACCGAUAUUAAGAGCAUAACACCUUCCGGAAAAGCGAUCGCAUCAUCGCAACCUGCAAGACGCUGGAUAGACGCCUUCUUCUUCAGCAAUGAAUCGUACGGACUGAACUGGCUUCUUUCCCUCCAUUUGAUGUUGAGAAAAGAGACAAGGUUGCCAUGGAAGUGAAAGAACGCAGACCCUACCGCUCCUUGACCUCCAGGCGGGACACGGAGCGCCGCUACACCAGCUCCUCAGCUGACAGCGAGGACGGCAAGCUCAACCCCAAGUCCUACAGCUCCAGCGAGACCCUCAAAGCUUUUGACCAGGACUCCAGACUGGCCUAUGGCAGCCGGGUCAAAGACGUGGUGCACCAUGAAGCUGACGAGUUCAGCAGGCAAGGGACGGACUUCUCUCUCAGAGACAUGGCUUUUGGAGAUCCCAUGCCGCCCCAUAUGGCAGCAUAUAGGACAGAAAUGGGCCUCCCUCACCGCGACUACUCUGUGAGCGUGGGAUCAGACGCUGACACAGAAACGGACGGCAUCAUGUCCCCUGAGCACGCUGUCCGACUCUGGGGCCGUAGCAACACCAAAUCCGGCCGCAGCUCCUGCCUUUCCAGCAGAGCCAACUCCAACCUCACCCUUACUGACACCGAGCAUGAAAAUACAGAAAACGGUCCUCCUCUUCAUUGCUCAUCUGCCUCCUCUUCCCCUGUCGACUCUCCUUACCCUCCCCCUUCCCAUGCAGCCAAUCAGAGCAAGGGAAGGUUGCUAGGUAACAGUGGGGCUCAGGCCGGCCAGGACUCUGAGUCAGAAGAUGAGUUUGGCCCCAAUUUGUUCUUAGUUAAAACCGGCUCAGGGAACGUCGGCGCUCCAGCCACUGCAACUCCUAACGAGGUCUCGUUCCAGAACCACUCUCGAUUGCGGACGCCACCGCUGCCCCUGUCACACUCUCACUCCCCUAGUCAGCACCACGCCUCCUCCAUUGGCUCUCUGAGCCGCAGCAACUACACCCAGCGCAGUAACCCAAGCCCGGCACCCACCGAUAGCUCGGCUCCCAAUGAGGGUCCUACAAGUGCCCAGGACUCAGGCAGUGCCCAGGACAACUGGCUUCUCAACAGCAACGUUCCCCUAGAGACCAGGAGCCAGAAUACUCUAAUGUUUAUCAGAGAAGAACAGGACGCUUGCAGAGAGGGGCAUGGGUCGUACAACACAAGAAACAUAGCAAAGCAGACAUUCCUAGAGACUUUACAGGACAACUUUAUAGAGAUGGACAUUCUGGCCACAGCUCGCCGCGACGGGGCUUACACUGAUGGACACUUUCUGUUCAAGCCUGGCGGGACUUCGCCCUUGUACUGCACGACUUCACCUGGCUACCCUUUGACGUCCAGCACGGUCUACUCUCCCCCUCCCCGGCCCCUGCCGCGGAACACCUUCUCACGGCCUGCCUUUAGCCUGAAGAAACCCUAUAAUAACUGCAACUGGAAAUGUGCCGCCCUUAGUGCCAUCCUCAUCUCCGUCACCCUGGUGUUCUUGUUGGCUUACUUCAUUGCCAUGCACCUCUUCGGACUCAACUGGCAUUUGCAGCCAAUGCAGAGGCAGAUAUAUCAGCUGACGGAAGACAACACAAGUGGCCUACAUCUGCCUACAGAUCUGGGCUUGCCGCCUCUGGGCAACACAGGUCUAGAGUUUCCGGACAGAGGAAGCAAAGAUGACGGUAAACUAGAUGGCUUUUUCCCGGAGGACAGCUUCAUAGACAUGGGUGAGAUAGACGUGGGCCGCAAAGUCGCCCAGCUGAUCCCGCCUGGAAUCUUCUGGAGGUCACAGGUCUUUAUCGACCACCCCAUGUACCUCAAAUUCAAUGUGUCCCUCAGUAAAGAUGCCUUGGUGGGGAUCUACGGGAGGAGAGGCCUACCCCCGUCACAUACACAGUUUGACUUUGUGGAGCUGUUGGAUGGCCGUCGACUCCUGUCGCAAGGGUUGCCAGGCCUUGAGGGUCCGCCUUUUCCAGCCCAGCAGCGGAGCCUGAUGCCACUCACCAGUCACGAUACAGGCUUUAUACAGUACAUGGAUUCUGGCAUCUGGCACUUGGCUGUGUACAAUGAUGGGAAGGAGACGGAGCAGGUGUCCUUUCUCACAACUGCGAUCGACUCCAUCGAUGACUGUCCUAGUAACUGUUUCGGAAAUGGAGACUGUGUGGCCGGAAACUGCCACUGUUUUCCUGGCUUCAGAGGACCCGACUGCAGCAGGGCGUCCUGUCCAGUGCUUUGCAGUGGGAACGGUCAGUACCUGAAAGGCCGCUGCAUGUGUCACAGCGGUUGGAAAGGAUCCGAAUGUGAUGUUCCCACCAACCAGUGCAUCGACAUUACCUGCAGCGGACAUGGCACGUGCAUUGUGGGAACUUGCAUCUGUAAUCCCGGCUACAAAGGGGAGAACUGCGAAGAAGUGGACUGCCUGGACCCGACCUGCUCAGGGAGAGGGGUCUGUGUGCGCGGAGAGUGCCAUUGUUUUGUAGGCUGGGGAGGUCCUGGAUGUGAGAGUCCACGUGCUUCCUGUAUGGAGCAGUGCUCUGGACAUGGGACUUUCUUGGCUGAUACCAACACCUGUAACUGUGACCCCAACUGGACCGGUCACGACUGCUCCACAGAGCUGUGCGCAGCCGACUGUGGUGGACAUGGCAUCUGCGUGGCGGGCAGCUGUCGCUGCGACGAGGGCUGGAUGGGAGCCGGGUGCGAACAACGAGCUUGUCACCCACGCUGCAGCGAGCACGGGACCUGCAAGGACGGGAAGUGUGAAUGCAGCCCCGGAUGGAACGGAGAACACUGCACUAUAGAGGGCUGUCCUGGUCUGUGCAAUGGCAACGGCAGAUGCACGCUGGGUAAUAAUGGCUGGUACUGCGUUUGUCAGCUUGGCUGGCGGGGAGCAGGCUGUGACACAUCAAUGGAGACGGCAUGCAGUGACGGCAAGGACAAUGACGGAGAUGGGUUGAUGGACUGUAUGGACCCAGAUUGCUGUUUGCAGACAUCAUGCCACACCACUUCUCUGUGUGUGGGCUCUCCUGAUCCACUGGAUAUUAUCCAGGAAACCCAGAUCUCUUCCACUCUGAGUACUCUGCAGUCCUUUUACCAGCGUGUCCGCUUCCUGGUGGGCCGGGACAGCACCCACGUCAUCCCUGGCACCAACCCCUUCGAUGGCACUCAUGCCUGUGUUAUCCGGGGACAAGUGGUGACUUCAGAUGGGACUCCGUUGGUUGGUGUAAAUAUCAGCUUCAUUAACAGACCAGCCUAUGGGUAUACCAUCACCAGACAGGACGGCAGCUUUGACCUGGUGAGUAACGGGGGUGUGGCUGUAGCCCUGAGGUUUGAGCGCGCUCCGUUCAUCACUCAGGAGCACACCUUGUGGUUGCCGUGGGGACGCUUCUUUGUCAUGGACACCAUCGUGAUGAGACAUGAGGUCAAUGACAUCCCCAGCUGUGACCUGAGCAGCUUCACCCGUCCCAUGCCCAUCGUCCUGCCUGCCCCGUUGACAGCAUUCGCAGGGACCUGCGUCGAGAGGGGCAACAUCGUUCCAGAGAUCCAGACCCUCCAGGAGGAAGUGCGGAUCCCAGGUACAGAUGUGCGUUUGAGUUACCUGAGCAGCCGGACAUCGGGGUACAAGUCCCUCCUGCGGAUCACCCUGACCCACUCCACCAUCCCCUUCAGCCUGAUGAAGGUGCACCUCAUGGUGGCCGUCGAGGGUAGGCUCUUCAGGAAGUGGUUCUCAGCUACACCCAACCUCUCCUACGACUUUGUCUGGGACAAGGCCGAUGUCUACAGCCAGAAAGUGUAUGGGCUGUCUGAGGCUUUCGUGUCGGUGGGCUUCGAGUAUGAAUCCUGUCCGGAUCUGAUCCUCUGGGAGAAGCGAACAGCCAUCCUGCAAGGAUACGAAACCACUGCAUCCCACCUGGGCGGCUGGAGCGUGGACAAACAUCAUGCUCUAAAUAUCCAAAGUGGUAUCCUGCACAAGGGUAACGGCGAGAACAUCUUCAUUUCCCAGCAGCCCCCUGUCAUCGGAAGCAUCAUGGGUAACGGGCGAAGGCGCAGUAUCUCCUGUCCAAGCUGCAACGGGCUUGCGGACGGAAACAAGCUGCUCGCACCUGUAGCUUUAGCCUGUGGGUCGGAUGGUAGUCUGUAUGUGGGGGAUUUCAACUACCUCCGUCGGAUCUUCACCACGGGAAAUGUCACGAGUGUCUUGGAGCUCAGCAAUAGUCCUGCACACAAAUAUUACCUGGCUACUAGUCCUGUUUCGGAGGCUCUGUAUCUUUCGGACACCAGCAGCAGGAAGGUGUUUAAAGUAAAAUCUCUGAACACAGUGAAAGAUGUGGCAAAGAAUCUAGAGCUGGUGGCCGGCACAGGCGAUCAGUGUCUACCCUACGAUGAGACUCGCUGCGGGGACGGAGGCAAGGCUGUGGAGGCCACACUUAACAACCCUAGAGGCAUUACUGUGGACAAGUAUGGCGUGAUCUUCUUUGUAGACGGCACCAUGAUCCGCCGCAUCGAUCAGAACGGGAUCAUAUCCACCCUGCUGGGCUUCAACGACUUGACCUCAGCACGACCCCUGAGCUGUGACUCGGUGAUGGACAUCUCGCAGGUGCGUUUAGAAUGGCCCACUGAUCUGGCGGUGAGCCCGAUGGACAAUUCGCUUUAUGUUCUGGACAACAAUGUAGUUCUGCAGAUCUCAGAGAACCAUCAAGUCAGGAUUGUAGCAGGGAGGCCAAUGCACUGCCAGGUUCCCGGCCUAGAUCACUUCCUAGUCAGUAAAAUCGCCAUCCACGCCACCUUGGAAUCUGCCAACGCUCUUGCCGUCUCCCACAAUGGCUUGCUUUACAUCUCUGAGUCGGAUGAGAAGAAGAUCAACCGAGUCCGUCAGGUCUCAACCAAUGGAGAGAUCUCUCUGCUCGCUGGCGCCCCCAGUGGCUGCGACUGCAAGAACGACGCUAACUGCGACUGCUACUCGGGCGACGACGGCUACGCCAAAGAUGCCAAACUAAACGCACCCUCCUCAUUAGCGGUUUCACCCGAUGGAGAACUCUUCAUCGCCGACCUGGGUAACAUACGCAUCCGAUAUGUCAGGAGGAACAAAGCGUUCCUCAACCCGCUCAACAUGUAUGAGGUUUCCUCACCCAUCGAUGACGAACUCUACCUGUUUGACGUGAACGGGAGUCACAUCUACACUCAGAGCCUGACCACUGGAGACUACCUGUACAACUUCACCUACUCUGGCGAUGGUGACCUGAGCAGCAUCAUGGACAAGAAUAAAAACAAAGUGACCAUUCGUAGAGACACGACGGGAUUGCCGCUCUGGCUGAUGGGUCCUGAUGGCCAGACGUUCUGGUUCACCAUUGGAACUAAUAAUGCACUGAAGAGUGUUGCUGCCCAGGGUCAAGAGCUUGCCAUGAUGACUUAUCAUGGAAGCUCAGGUCUGCUGGCCACGAAAAGCAAUGAAGACGGAUGGACUACCUUCUACGAGUAUGACAACUAUGGACGGCUGACAAACGUGACUUACCCCACAGGCAGGGUGAGCAGUUACCGCACUGAUACAGACAGUACUGUGCGAGUCCAAACCGAGGGAUCCAACAAAGAGGACGUCACGGUCACCACAAACCUCUCGGCCUCAGGAACCUUCUACACACUCAUGCAAGAUCAAGUCAAAAACAGUUACUACAUUGGUUUGGAUGGCUCCUUGCGUCUGGUAUUGGCCAAUGGUAUGGAAGUGUCUCUUCACACGGAGCCUCACCUGCUGUCAGGAACAGUCAACCCGACCAUAAGCAAGAGAAAUGUCACUCUGCCCAUCGACAACGGACUCAACCUGGUCGAAUGGAGACAACGGAAAGAACAGGCACGGGGACAGGUCACAGUGUAUGGACGCAGACUCAGGGUUCAUAACAGGAACUUGUUAUCCAUGGAUUUUGACCGAGUAACCAGGACUGAGAAAGUCUAUGAUGACCACAGGAAGUUCACCUUGAGGAUUCACUAUGACCAAGCAGGAAGACCCACUUUGUGGGCUCCAAGUAGUCGGCUAAAUGGUGUCAAUGUCACCUACUCACCAGGUGGCCACAUCGCAGGCAUCCAAAGGGGCACUAUGUCAGUCCGAAUGGAAUAUGACCCAAAUGGGAGAAUCACCUCAAAGACAUUUGCAGAUGGAAAGUCAUGGAGCUACACCUACCUUGAAAAAUCCAUGGUGCUUCUGCUAUACAGUCAGCGACAAUACAUCUUCGAGUUUGACAAGAACGAUCGCCUCUCUUCAGUAACAAUGCCCAAUGUAGCCAGACAGACCUUGGAGACCACCCGUUCCAUCGGCUAUUACAGAAACACAUACAAGCCACCUGAGGGCAACGCCACAGUUUUGCAAGAUUACAGCGAAGAUGGACUGCUCCUGCAAACCAUCCACCAAGGAACGGGGCGUAGAGUCAUUUACAAGUAUGGGAAACUCUCCCGCCUGCUGGAAAUCCUUUAUGAUACAACACGGAUUGCCUUUUCUUACGAUGAAUCUGCAGGCAUGCUGAAAACGGUGGGGCUUCAAAGUGAAGGCUUUGCAUGUACCAUACGCUACCGGCAGAUCGGACCACUCAUCGACAGACAAAUCUUUCGUUUCAGUGAGGAGGGCAUGGUGAAUGCUCGGUUUGACUACAACUAUGACAACAGCUUCCGAGUCACCAGCAUGCAAGCCGUCAUCAAUGAAACCCCCUUGCCUAUUGACCUAUAUCGCUACGAUGACGUGUCAGGUAAAACUGAGCAGUUUGGCAAGUUUGGAGUCAUCUACUAUGACAUUAACCAGAUCAUUACCACAGCUGUCAUGACUCACACCAAACACUUUGAUGCCUAUGGACGAGUUAAAGAGGUGCAGUAUGAGAUUUUCCGUUCGCUUAUGUUCUGGAUGAUGGUACAGUAUGACAACAUGGGGCGAGUGGUGGCCAAGGAGCUUAAAGUAGGGCCUUAUGCAAAUACCACCCGUUAUGCCUACGAGUAUGAUGCUGAUGGCCAACUCCAGGUGGUGUCCAUCAACGACAAGCCUCUUUGGCGCUACAGCUAUGAUCUGAAUGGAAAUCUGCACCUCCUUAGUCCUGGUAAUAGUGCCAGACUUACACCGCUACGCUAUGACAUUCGGGACCGCAUUACUCGAUUAGGUGACGUGCAGUACCGGUUGGACGAGGAUGGAUUUCUCCGGCAGAGAGGCAAUGACUUCUUUGAGUAUAACUCUGCUGGGUUGCUUGUUAAAGCCUACAACAAAGUUAACGGAUGGACCAUCAAGUACCGGUAUGAUGGCUUGGGCAGGAGAGUGUCCAGUCGAAGCAGCCAAGGCCACCAUCUGCAAUUCUUCUACGCAGACUUGUCCAGUCCCACCAGAGUCACGCACAUGUAUAAUCACUCAAGCUCAGAGAUCACCUCGCUCUACUAUGACCUUCAGGGCCACCUCUUUGCUAUGGAAUUGAGCAGUGGAGAUGAGUUCUACGUGGCCUGUGACAACAUUGGUACACCGUUGGCUGUAUUUAGUGGUGCCGGUCUCAUGAUCAAACAGAUCCUGCACACAGCUUUUGGGGAAGUGUAUUUGGACUCCAACCCAAGUUUCCAGCUAGUUAUAGGCUAUCAGAGUGGCCUUUAUGAGCCCCUUACAAAGCUUGUCCACAUGGGACGCAGAGAUUACGAUGUUCUUGCAGGCCGAUGGACCACUCCUGACCAUGAUGUUUGGAAGCGACUCAACAGCAACAACAUUGUGCCCUUCAACCUCUACAUGUUUAAGAACAACAACCCACUGAGCAACAACCAAGAAACCAAGUGCUACAUGACAGAUGUUAACAGCUGGCUAGUGACAUUUGGUUUCCAGCUAUACAACGUCAUCCCUGGCUACCACAAACCUGCCAUGGACACCAUGGAGCCUUCUUAUGAGCUCAUUCACACUCAGAUGAAGACUCAGGAGUGGGAUAGCACCAAGUCCGUUCUUGGGGUACAAUGUGAAGUCCAGAGGCAGCUGAAGUCUUUCGUCCGGUUGGAGCGGUUCGACCAGAUCUACGGGUCGAGUGAUUCUGGUUGCCCUCAAACCCCUCUCCGCACACUCUUCGCCACUGGGGCCUCGCUCUUCGGAAAAGGUGUGAAAGUAGCCAUCCGGGAGGGACGUGUUACUGCAGACAUCAUUAGCCUGGCCAACGAGGAUGGGCGGCGGAUAGCGGCGGUCCUAGACAAGGCCACCUACCUACAGGAUUUACACUUCACCAUCGCAGGUUUGGACACGCACUACUUUGUCAAAUCGGGACCAGUAGAGGGCGAUCUGUCUCUGCUGGGCAUGACGGUGGGCCAGCGCACACUAGAGACGGGUGUGAACGUAACUGUCUCGCAGGUCAACACCGUCCUUGGCGGUCGCUCGCGCCGCAUAACCGACAUCCAGCUACAAUACGGUAUGCUCUGCCUCAACGUCCGCUACGGCAGCAGCCAGGAUGAAGAGAAGGUCCGUGUGCUGGAGCUCGCGCGUCAGAGGGUCGUCGUGGCCGCCUGGGCUCGUGAACGACACCGGCUACGGCAUGGUGAAGAGGGUUCUCGUGCUUGGACGGACGGGGAGAGGCAGCAGCUCCUGAGUACCGGACGCGUUCAGAGCUACGAGGGCUUUUACAUAGUAUCAGUCGACCAGUUCCCCGAGUUGGCCGACAACGUAAAUAACAUCCAGUUUUUGCGACAGACUGAGAUGGGUCGCAGGUGACAUGAACGCGAGGGGAACCAAUGCUCGGACUCAGCGUCCAGGACUUCUUGCCAAAGACAAGUUGCGUUUGUGACCAUAUUAUGUUACUUUAUUUUUAUGUUGACUGUGCCAGACUUAUUUUUUUAAUACAUGAUGUACAUGGUGUCGACUGUCGACAACAGCAGAGUGCCCUUCUCUCUUUUGGUAAUUCUUAAACCCCCUUUGCCCCUUAAGUGUGGCUGCUAGAAGACGGCAUAUGGCAGUGUCAGCA